Actinia tenebrosa (Australian red waratah sea anemone) is the source of this 2110-nucleotide messenger RNA. RefSeq lists its product as uncharacterized. NCBI's taxonomy places the organism in Eukaryota, Metazoa, Cnidaria, Anthozoa, Actiniaria, Actiniidae. The record is from RefSeq and is a predicted model, not a curated record.
CCUGCUUUAUUCCCAACCCGUUCGUGGUUAUUCUCGGCUAAGACUAGGCAAGGCUUCGUAAAAGUCUGUCAAUCAAAAUCGGAUGUCAUUGUAUUGGAUCUAGAAGAUUCCGUUGCCCAAGAGAUGAAAGCCAAACAACUGAACGAAUACGUUAGUGGCUUGAAGAAUGGAAUAUUCCAAGGCAAGAGAUUCUUCGUGCGUUUGUGUGGCCUAAAUAACGAGGAGUUAGCCAGACAAGUAGAAGUUUUGACGACGCCAGCAGUUUACGGCUUUGUGCUUCCUAAAAUCGAGGGCCCUUUUUGUCUAAAAGAAUAUGAAAAACUGGUGAAAAGCGCGGAAGAUAAAAACGAUUUACCCUCGGGCUCGAUAAAAUUUGUCCCUAUCUUGGAAACAUUGGAGGCUUACUUCAGUGCGGAGCAGAUUGUCAAUGGUUCUGCCAGGAAUGUUGGGGUUUUCGCUGGGUUUGCUGAUUUUGAGACACAGGCGUAUUGCGAGGCAAAUUCUGCAACUUGCGAGACAUUUUUUAGCCAAGUGGUCUUGGCUGCUAGAGCUGCGCAGAUCUUGCCGAUAGCUGGGGCAUGGGACAAGUUGGACGAUCAUGUUGGCGCAGACAAAUUUUAUCGCAAGAUGAAGGCUUGUGGGUUUGCGGGAGCAGUAGCAUUAACACCCUCCCAAGCUAUACUAGCUAAUGUCGCUUUUUCAUGCUCGCCCAAAGAGCGUCAAUGGGCUGAAGAYGUAAUGGCAUCAAGCGAAACUAUUUCAGUUGUACAGCCAUCGAUACAAGAGAGUCGACAGAUGGUAGGUCCACCGCACAGGUUAAUAGCAUCGAGGAUUUGUCAAGAGAACCAGUAUAUCCAAGACGUGUCCUUAGUAUCAGACAAACCAGCUCUUCUUCCUUGGAGAACGCGUCAAAGAGGUUUAAAAGAUGCAGUCCAAAUAGGUCGUACCUUGCGUCCUCCAUUAGAAAUUACGGUCACCGAAUCAUGGAAGGCACUUUGGGAAAGUGCUUUUUUGACGGUCAAUCGUCUCAACACAAGCAAUGAGUUUGCGUCGAGGCUAGGUUUGAAGUCAGCACCUCUUUCAUUCACCUUGAUUAACACGCUGGCUUUAUCUCUGACCGUGACAAGCUUCAGCGAAUCUGCAAGGGUUCAUCUUGGGUGCUACGAUGCGAUGCAGAAGAAACCUGUCUUUCCUGGAGACACUCUUAGCAGUGUGUGCCGCAUAGAUGAUGCUAAGAUCCUCACGACCAAAGGAGGCAAUCAAUAUACUGUGGUGUUCUCGUCACAUAACUUGGUCAACCAGAAAAACAAGAAGGUUUUUACUGUGCAAAAACGUACCAUGUUUCCACCUCUCAAGAUUGAAAACCGACAACAAGCUAUUGACAAUGUCAUUCUCGACGAAGCCAAUGAAACGUCUUGGAGACAAUUCAUAACCAGCCAAUCAACAGCCCUCUUGUCUCCUACAACUGCGCAUGCUCAACCAUCGUUAUCAACAGGCGAGUUAAUCAUUCACAAUGAUUAUAAAUGUUUUGGGGUCUCUGAAACAAGAAUGUUGUGCAAACUCUUCAAAAUCACCAACGCUCACCACCACAACAUCGUUCGAUAUUCCCCAAGCGAUAUUCUAGUCUCUGGUCCGUUCGUUAUCGCUGCCAUGGUCAGUAACGCUGAGUAUGACGUAGGUGAUGUGGUCUAUGACGAAUACCCUAUGCACAUCAACAUUAACAAGGUGAACCCUGGAGACCAGAUAGGUACGUUAACUUUCGUCAAGUCCAUUCGUCGUCUGGCUGAGAAUGAUGAUUUGGAAGAGAUCACCCUGCACCAUAUUGGAGUGAAGAAUGUUGAUCUGGAGUGGCUGGAAAUCUCUGGUGUUCCAGAAGAUCUGUUUGGGGAUGAGCUAAAGAAACCUGCGCAUUAUGAGAAAUUAUGUGCGGCACAGUGCCCGAUCUUGUAUCGUAAGAUAGCUUGCCAAGCAGUUAGGAAAAUAGUCCGUCGGUGUUAAUCGAAAAGUCUGUGUCGAGUAGUAGCGACAAACAAGUGGGUACGUCGACUGUUAUUAUAAGAAAGAGAGUGUUUUCUUAAUAGACCCUUUCAGCCCCGAGAGGGAGGGGGAG